Molecule: messenger RNA, 567 nt
Organism: Chaetomium globosum CBS 148.51
Lineage: Eukaryota; Fungi; Ascomycota; Sordariomycetes; Sordariales; Chaetomiaceae
Exons: 3
Coding region: 1-567 (188 amino acids)
Source: RefSeq, a predicted model, not a curated record
AUGUGUGUUGGUGCUGGUGAAGUCCUCGCGUUGCGCCCAGAGGAAACUUGCCCCUCGCAAGGAACGACCUCGGGCCGUGGACGUUGUGUCGAGUCCCCAAGAUCCCUCGAAGACGUAGGCCUUGUAGGGAGAGCGGUCCGGCGAGGAGCGGGUGCGGUUUCCGCCAGAGGAUGCGGUGCCGAAGGCUUGGGAUUUUCGGACAGCGUCAUCUUGGGGACUUCAGAGCAACAACCAAACUUCAACGGCGAUGGGGACAAGGCAAAUGGCCGCGAUGGACAGAUCAAGUCCGAUGUCGCCAAUUGUUGCCGUCUCCUAGACUAUUGGGCGAUCGGGGUCGCUUUGGGCGAUGCGGGUAUCAAAGAAGGAGAGCCACCGUCCAAGUGUGGUCGAGGAGCCUGGCAGGGUGCAAGCGAAGAUGACCCGCUCUUCCAAUCUCUGGCGAAUCAGAGGUUGUGCAAUGUCAGCAGACAAGGGAACGACAGGGGGUCGACAGGCAUCAGGGCUGCAAAUUACGUCGGCCAAAGCCAGCUCUUUCCAGAAAACUUCCCUUCGGACGGCCCGAGCUGA